GUGGGUUUUGCCAUUUCUAUUGCGCGGCUUUUUCGUGUCGUUUGGGCGCGGUACCUAACUCUCACUACCAGUGCCCCCUACAGCGAAGGGCCUCUAAAACUGCCCUUCCAACGACCCGCCACGGAAUGUCGCACAUUCUCUUCCCCGGCGGUUGAGAAGGUCAUUGAAGAUGUCACUUCGCGCAUGGUCGAUAAAGACCUCGCCCAACUGUUCCGAAACGCCUUCCCCAACACCCUCGACACGACCAUCCGAUGGCACACGGACAAGACGCCCGCGUCGAGUAAGCACAAGCGGGAAGGCGCCCAGUGGGAGGGCCCGCAGACGUUCGUCGUGACGGGCGACAUCAAUGCGGAGUGGCUGCGCGACUCGACGAAUCAGCUGGCCGGGUACCAGUCUCUGACGAAGAAAGACAAAAAGCUGCAUAACCUUAUCCUCGGCGCGAUCAACACCCAAGCAGAGUUCGUCAUCCAAUCGCCUUACUGCAACGCGUUCCAGCCUCCGCCGCCGAGCGGUCUCAAGCUUACCGACAACGGCCAGGACGACAGGGUACACCCGGCCUAUGAGCCGUCUGUGGUCUUCGAGUGCAAGUAUGAGCUCGACUCGCUGGCUCACUUUCUCGCGCUGAGCACGGAAUUCCACGAAAAUUCGAAGUCGACGGAGUUCCUCACGGACAGGUGGUACUCCGCGCUGCAGACGCUCCUGAAAGUGCUGGACGCGCAGGCGAAACCCACCUUCAACGAGCAAGGCCAGUUCGUCCAGAACCAGUACACCUUCCAGCGCAAGACGGAUCUGGGCACCGAGACGCUGAACCUCGCGGGCAUCGGCAACCCGCUGAGCGGGCAUACAGGCCUGAUUCGCAGUGCGUUCCGGCCCAGCGACGAUGCCACCAUCCUGGGAUUCUUCAUCCCGCCGAACGCCAUGAUGGCCGUGCAAUUGAAGAAGACCGCCGAGAUGAUCCGUACCGCGGGCGGCAAGGCCGAUCUCGCGCGCGACCUGCAGCAGCGCGGCGAGCGGCUUGAUCGAGCUGUGCGCGAGCACGGCGUCGUCCAGCACGCCAAGUACGGCGAUGUUUUCGCCUUCGAGGUCGACGGGUACGGCUCGCGUAUCUUAAUGGACGACGCGAACAUCCCGUCGCUCCUGGCGUUGCCGAUCCUGGGCUACGUCGACAAGGACGACAAGGUCUAUCUGAACACCCGCAAGAUGAUCCUCGACAAGGAGUCGAAUCCAUACUAUCUCACCGGAAGUGCGUUCCACGGGAUUGGAGGACCACACAUCGGACUCCAAAACGCCUGGCCCAUGUCCCUCCUCGUCCAAGCCAUGACAUCCGAUUCCGACGAAGAGAUUAAGGAAUCUAUCAACCUCGUGCGCAACUCCAGCCUCCUAGGCCUGGUGCACGAGUCCAUCAACGUGAACAACAUCAAAGACUACACGCGGCCGUGGUUCGCGUGGGCCAACUCGGUCUUUGCGCAGACGAUCUUGAAGAUCGCCAAGGAGAGACCGGCGUUGAUUUUUGGCGAGGGUGCUACUCCGUAUGUUCCGCAAUAAUUGGGGUGAUUUUGGCUGAACAGUCCUUUUCUCGCCUUUUGUUUAUUUCUUUUAGGUCCAGUAUCGUUGGUGGUUUUGCAUAUUCCUUAUUAAUAUAGUGUUUGCAUACAUGUACUUAGUUUCUUGCACUGCAGAAU
Molecule: messenger RNA, 1682 nt
Organism: Aspergillus candidus
Lineage: Eukaryota; Fungi; Ascomycota; Eurotiomycetes; Eurotiales; Aspergillaceae
Product: glycoside hydrolase family 125 protein
Exons: 2
Coding region: 184-1545 (453 amino acids)
Biological process (GO): carbohydrate metabolic process
Source: RefSeq, a predicted model, not a curated record